CUUCAAUGUACAAACUAAAAGAAACACUCCAUCUAUACACUUUAAAACAUGUCAAAAUCUCAAACUUCUCCCCAAAUUCCUCCCAAGGAUCAAGAGGAUGAACUUAGUGAUGAGUGUAAGAAAUUGCUCUCGACUCUACCAAAAGAAAGAGGAUGGAGUGUAUCACAUAUCUACAAUUACCAAGGUUUUUGGGCAAAACCAAGAGUCAUUCAAGGUGUGAUUGCUUGUCAACAACAAUUUCAAGCACAAGAUAGUGAUAUCAUCCUUGUUACAAAUCCUAAAUCAGGAACUACUUGGCUAAAAGCACUUUUAUUUGCUUUAGUGAAUCGAGUGAAAUAUCCGAUUUUUGAACAAAAUCACCCUUUACUUAUUAAGAACCCUCAUGAUCUUGUUCCAUUCUUGGAACUCACACUCUAUGUUGAUGGACAAGUCCCUGAUUUCUCAUCCUUCACCACACCUAGACUCUUGUCAACUCAUUUACCCUUUGCUUCAUUGCCAAAAUCUAUCCAAGAUUCAAAUACCAAACUUGUUUAUUUAUGUAGGAAUUCCAGAGAUACUUUUAUUUCUACGUGGCAUUUUAUAAACAAUUUAAAUCUAGAACACAAAAAUACCAAUUCCAUUGGAAGAGCAUUUGAUCUUUUUUGCAAUGGUAUUAGCCCUUAUGGUCCAUUUUGGAAUCACGUGUUAGAUUAUUGGAAAGCAAGUAUAGAAAAACCAAAUAAAGUAAUUUUCUUGAUGUACGAAGAAAUUAAAGAGCAACCAAAAAUUCAGAUUAAACGUCUGGCUGAAUUCUUGGAAUGUCCAUUUUCCGAAAAGGAAGAAAAUUGUGGAGUGGUAGAUGAAAUAUUAAGAAUGUGUAGCUUUGAAAAUUUGAGCAAUUUGGAGGUGAACAUAAAUGGAAAAUUAUCAUCUGGACAUGAAAAUAAAGUGUUUUUUCGUAAAGGAAAAGUUGGAGAUUGGAAGAAUUACUUCACUACAGAGAUGAAAGAGAAACUCAAUCAUAUUAAUGAACAAAAGUUUGAAGGAUCUGGAUUAAAGUUUCAUUAUAUUUGAUUGAGCAUUAUUAUAUUUGUUUUGCCAAUUAUAUGUAAUAUCUAAUUGUUGUCGCUCUAUGUUUAAAAUUGAGACGUUUAUCACAUUAAUAUUGUAAAAUUGUGAUAGCUUGUUGUUUGAGAAAAUAAAAGAAUGCACAAGUUGUUUUGACA
Messenger RNA from Solanum pennellii, 1205 nucleotides. Its product is annotated as cytosolic sulfotransferase 12-like. Gene Ontology annotation, cellular component: cytoplasm. The transcript has a single exon. Gene Ontology annotation, molecular function: sulfotransferase activity. Lineage: Eukaryota; Viridiplantae; Streptophyta; Magnoliopsida; Solanales; Solanaceae. The coding region runs from base 49 to 1053 and encodes 334 amino acids. Gene Ontology annotation, biological process: sulfation. The record is from RefSeq and is a predicted model, not a curated record.